This is a messenger RNA of Pongo pygmaeus (Bornean orangutan), 2190 nucleotides long. It is a transcript of the gene ODAPH, whose product is annotated as odontogenesis associated phosphoprotein. The record is from RefSeq and is a predicted model, not a curated record. NCBI's taxonomy places the organism in Eukaryota, Metazoa, Chordata, Mammalia, Primates, Hominidae.
UGCUGACAAAUCAACCAUCUGAUUAUCUGUUCUGGAAGUUUGCCUAGGACUAACAUCAAGCCUGAGGAACUUUCCAUUUUCUAUCUGCCAGGCACUGUGGUUGGAGCUGUAUGUCAAUUAUCUUCUUGAUAUGAAACCAACUAAGUGGCCAUCGACCAAUGAGUGGAUAAAGAAAAUGUGGUAGAAAUACACCAUGGAAUACUACUCAGCCAUAACAAAAAUGAAAUAACGUCUUUUGCGCAAAUUGGAUGGAGCUGGAGGCCAUUAUUCCAAGUUAAGUAACUCAGGAAUGGUAAACCAAAUAUCGUAUGUUCUCCCUUAUAAGUGAGAGCUGAGCUAUGAGGACACAAAGACAUACAGAAUGAUAUAAUGGACUUUAGAGGCUAGGGGUGGGGGAGGUUGGGAAGGGGGUGAGGGAUAAAAGACUACAUAUUGGGUGCAGUGUACACUGCUCGAGUGACGAGUGCACUAAAAUCUCAGCGUUCACCACCAUAGAGUCCAUCCGUGUAACCAAAAACCACUUGUACCCCAAAAGGUACUGAAAUUAAAAAAAUUUUUUUUUAAAAAGCAUCUCCUUAAUUCACAAAUUCCUCUGAGGGUAGUACCACAAGUCCCAUUUUACAGAUGAGGCCCCUGAGGCUUCAGCAAGUCUCAGGGACUCACCACAGUCACUCAGCUAGUAAGAAAAGGAACAAAGACUGGAAUUUUACCUAACUCCAAGGUCCAUGUUCUUAAUCACCUGUGACAAUCCCCUCUCAUAUAUCCAGCAGCUGAUGAAGCCUUUCUCUCAGGAAACCAACUGGACGUAGACGUGUCAUGUCCGUCUUAUAUGCAAUAUGGUGAAUCAGGAGGAGCCGUGAAAGGACGGCUCACUAAGUUACUCUCCCAAAUGUUUAUGUUUGUUUAGACAGUGACCAUCAUGACCACCAGGGAAGAUCACUUUCUGAUUCUGCUGCCCUCGCCUCCUGGACAAAAGCAGAGCAGAGAAGCAGCAUAAACCCUAGUUGGGGGCCUAAGAAUGAUCCCCAACUCUCCACUGCAAACCACUGGGAUCAGGAAGCCUCCGGGUGAUGCCCUCUCCCUCUUGUUUCGCUUUUUAAAUAGGUAAGCUGCACAGAGCGAAGCACUGUUGCGUAUUUCUGGACAGCUUAUUUCUCUUGCAGAGGAAGACUGAUAUACACAACUAAAAGACACUAACAUGGGAGAAGAUUUGAGGGAUUAGAAGGAUGGUGAAGGCGUGGUUGUCCAAAAUCCCCCUCUGAGGAGAGAUGACUGAUAUCUGGCUGUCAUUCCAAAAAGCUUCUGGUUGACAAAUACUGUCUGGUAUUUCCUUGCUGAUUUCUUACCCUCACACCGCAAGCCCUGAUCUCUGUGGUCCACUGUGCAAAUGCAAAUUACCUGAAUCAGGCUGCUGGUGACUCACCAACUCCCCUUUAAAGCAACAUCGGGUUCAACGCAGUGACUGCUCAGUAGAAGCCAUGGCUCGCAGACACUGCUUCUCCUACUGGUUACUGGUAUGCUGGUUGGUGGUAACUGUGGCAGAAGCACUGUCCACUUUCUAUCUCCAGCAGCAUAUUAAUUUGCACAUGGACAAGAAGAGGUAUUUACCCCUCCUGGAGACUCACAAAAUAACGCAGACGCUACCGACUGCCAGAUCUUUACACUCACCCCUCCACCCGCCCCGAGGAGUCCGGUCACAAGGGUCCAGCCCAUCACAAACACACCCAGGUGUCCCUUCCAUUUUUUUCCACGAAGGCCCAGAAUCCAUUUUCGGUUUCCAAACAGACCUUUCCUCCCUUCAAGGUGUAACCACCGUUUUCCAUUCCAGCCAUUUUAUUGGCCACACCGUCACCUUACUUAUAGAUAUUUCCCCAGAAGAAGACUCCAGAGAGGAAGCUCAUCUGAGGAAAGCUGAGAGGGAAGAGAAACCCAAACAUACUGAAGCAAGAAGCCUAUCCUUCAGAAAAAAGCAACAAAAAGAUUUCUGUUUUAUCUUUCGAAACUAAAACUAUUGGAUUUGAAGAUUAAGUAUCCUAAACACCACUGACUAGAAACUGUUCUCUUUGUCAGCAGUGAAGAUAUUGGAUCAUAGGUUAUUGAUGUUUGCAAAAUUGAACAAUAACCACGUUAUUUUUAUCCUCAACCUCUUAUGGUCACGGGAUAUUUAUGCAAAUAAAAUCUUUAAAUGGG